AUGAGUGCUUCUCAGAACCCUUCGAUGCCGUUGGCGCCGCCGAUGAUGCCGCCGAUGGGCUUGAUGCCUGCAAUGGGCAUGUUCAACGUUGGUUCCGACAAGGCUGUGUUCAAAUUCGAGCCGUACUUGCGCCGACAGUACGGGUUUGGGUUGAACCCUGACAGACCGAUCUGUGAAUACUGGCUUCAAUCAGGCAAAUGUCCAAAUGGAAACGACUGUGAGAACAAACAUCCUUCCAAGAUAUUCAAUAACAAGAUCGUGUGCAAGUAUUGGCUUCGAGGGCUUUGCAAGAUGGGAGACGACUGCGAUUUCUUGCACGAGUACAACCUCCAGCGAAUGCCCGAAUGUGCGUACUAUUCGCAGAACGGGGUAUGCACACAAGCGCCAGAAUGCAUCUAUCUUCACGUUGAUCCGCAGUCCAAGAUCGCAGAGUGCUUUAAUUACUCAAACCUUGGAUAUUGUCCAGACGGACCAAAAUGUCAGCGGAGACACGUUCGGAAAGUGAUGUGUCCGCUUUAUUUGACAGGAUUCUGCCCUAAGGGACCCGAAUGCGAGCUCAGCCAUCCGAAAUUCAACCCUGCCAUGAUCCAGGGACGGUUCAAGAUCCGCACAGACGAACAGAUCAUCGCAGGACGGAAGGCCAAGCUGGAACAGCAGCAACGAGAGGCAGAAAAGACCGACACUAACGACGAGAUGAAAUUAUAG
This is a messenger RNA of Ogataea philodendri, 705 nucleotides long. RefSeq lists its product as uncharacterized. The record is from RefSeq and is a predicted model, not a curated record. The transcript has a single exon. Gene Ontology annotation, molecular function: RNA binding; metal ion binding. NCBI's taxonomy places the organism in Eukaryota, Fungi, Ascomycota, Pichiomycetes, Pichiales, Pichiaceae. The coding region runs from base 1 to 705 and encodes 234 amino acids.